Nylanderia fulva is the source of this 456-nucleotide messenger RNA. Lineage: Eukaryota; Metazoa; Arthropoda; Insecta; Hymenoptera; Formicidae. The record is from RefSeq and is a predicted model, not a curated record.
AAAUGAAACGGCGUACACGUCCUGCAGUGUUAAGAACACGAUAUUAUACUCAAACUAGUAAUCGUGAAGCAUACUUUUAUAGUUAUUUAGUAGCUCAUGUUCCUUUUAGAAAUGAAGAAGAACUACUUGAGGGAUAUGAAACAGCAGAACAGGCAUUUAAUGCCAAGCGUCAACUACUACGACCUCUACGGAGAGGACAAAAUAUUGAGCAAUUUCAAUUUGUAGAACAAGAAUUACAAGAAGUUAUAGCUCAAAUUGCAGCAUUUGAUGACGGCGAUACAAAUGCACAAUCUACGGAGGAGCAGGAUGUGGAAAAACAUUUCUUUUAAAAAUGAUAGAACAACAGAUUAAGCGAUGUUAUGCUCCUACUAUUGAUCUUUUAUUGAAACCGACAUUCGUUGAAGUGACUGCUCUUACUGGUGUUGCCGCUAGAUUAAUUAAUGGACGUACCUUACA